Lasiodiplodia theobromae is the source of this 738-nucleotide messenger RNA. Its product is annotated as Mitochondrial hypoxia responsive domain containing protein. NCBI's taxonomy places the organism in Eukaryota, Fungi, Ascomycota, Dothideomycetes, Botryosphaeriales, Botryosphaeriaceae. Gene Ontology annotation, cellular component: mitochondrial inner membrane. Gene Ontology annotation, biological process: mitochondrial respiratory chain complex IV assembly. Bases 1 to 738 code for a protein of 245 amino acids. The transcript is spliced from 4 exons. The record is from RefSeq and is a predicted model, not a curated record.
AUGAAGAUUCUUACCAAGGAGGAGGAGCAGGCUCACUACAACGCCACGGUCAAGGGUGGCACCGUAGGUCUCAUGACUGGUCUGGCAAUCAGCGGUGCUGGUGUCUGGUUCGCCUCGAGGAGAUACCCCAUGUUCCGCCAGCUCUCGAUUCCUUUCCGGACCUUCCUUGUUACCUCCGGCGGUACCUUCGUCAGUAUCAUUGCCGCCGACCACGCCUCGCGCCGCUACGACAUUGAGACCAACCCGGAGAAGAAGCGUCUCGAGGAGGAGGAGAAGGCCCAGGCGCAGCUGCUGGAGGCCGGCAAGACGUCGUUCGAGAAAAUCAAGGACUGGGCUGCCGAUCACCGCUACCCCAUCGUUUUCGCCGCGUGGCUGGCUUCCAUGGGCGGCUCCUUCGCCAUCGUCUCUCGCAACCCCUACCUGUCGGGCCAGCAGAAGUUGGUGCAAGCUCGUGUCUACGCUCAGGGUCUAACGCUCGCGGUGCUGCUGGCCAGCUUUGCGUUCGAGGCCAACGACGCCAACAAGGGCGCGGGCCGCUGGGAGACGGUCAAGGUCCUCGACCCGAACGACCCCACCCACUCGCAUUACAUCGAGAAGAAGAUCCACCACGAGCGCUACACGGGUGAAGACCAGUGGAGGGAAAUGGUCGAGGCUGAGGAGCGCAAGAUGAAGGCCCGCGAAGCUGCCGCCAAGGCUGAGGCGGACCAGGAGCGCAGGGAUGGCAAGCUGAAGCACUAG